AUGAAAAUCGCCAUUGCUCUAUUGUUGACUGCGCUGGCAGAGGCCAUCGAGGUCAGCCCCCAACCAGCCGGAGUCUCUCUAACCACCAUCACCGCCACGUCGGUCGACGUCGUCACCUCCACGACAACCACCAGCUUCGCCAUCACCACCACCACCCCCUCCUGCGAGGUUGCUACCGCCCAGCCUGAUACGGCCUCAUGUGUCUCAACUAUUUGGUCCUCGGGUACGAGGUACUUUUCGCAGGACUGCGCCUCGGCCGACUUUAAUUACGAGACCAUCCUCGUCGGCGACACUGGCAGCGUCGCCUAUAGCUCUUGUGUUAAUUUAUGUCUCUCGAAAAGCACCUGUCUAGGUGUAAGAUAUAUAAACAGCUACUCGAUCUGUGAAUAUUUGUCGGGUGGCGUAACAGUGGUGACUGCUGGGGCCUCGUUCAACCAGGCCAUGGUGAUAUAUACUACCAAUCCAUGCACCGAGGUUGAGACCACCUUGACCACGACGGAAACCCUCGUCGACACUUCAACCGUCACCUAUACCACUCUCUGUAUCAAGUUCUGCAUCCAGUUCAGCAUCCAGUUCUGCAUCCAGUUCAGCAUCCAGUUCUGCAUCCAGUUCUGCAUCCAGUUCAGCAUCAAGUUCUGCAUCAAGUUCUGCAUCCAGUUCUGCAUCAAGUUCUGCAUCCAGUUCUGCAUCAAGUUCGGCAUCAAGUUCUGCAUCAAGUUCGGCAGCAUCCAUCUCGUCCAGCUCAUCCACCCAGCCAUCUCUCCCCCCUCAUGUAUCCUCCAGGCCUCUCACAAGCAGUACAGCUUCCAGCACCGCCAACCACACUCUGACAGACUCGGUGAUUAUCUACAGCAUGACCUCGACCGUUUAUACCACCGACAUCUCUACAGUCUACGGCUGCCCGGCUGA
Messenger RNA from Penicilliopsis zonata CBS 506.65, 909 nucleotides. RefSeq lists its product as hypothetical. The coding region runs from base 1 to 909 and encodes 302 amino acids. NCBI's taxonomy places the organism in Eukaryota, Fungi, Ascomycota, Eurotiomycetes, Eurotiales, Aspergillaceae. The transcript has 2 exons. The record is from RefSeq and is a predicted model, not a curated record.